Messenger RNA from Periconia digitata, 2427 nucleotides. NCBI's taxonomy places the organism in Eukaryota, Fungi, Ascomycota, Dothideomycetes, Pleosporales, Periconiaceae. The record is from the annotation of a GenBank genome assembly.
UUCAAUCUACCAUCUAUCUUAUUCAACAUGUCUCGACAUUUGGUGUUGUCGAUUAUCGCAUCCUUAGUGCUACCUUCGGCCGCCGUCAAAUACACGAAGCGUGCGAACGACACAGAUAUAUUAACCUAUGUGAACCCGCUAAUCGGAUCACAAAAAGGCGGCAAUGUGUUCGCUGGAGCGACACUGCCUUAUGGUAUGGCAAAAGCCGUGGCUGAUGUAGACGGUGAAAACACGGGUGGUUUCUCUACCGACGACUCCAACAUCACCGGGUUCUCCAUACUACAUGAUUCUGGAACUGGAGGCAAUCCUUCACUGGGAAAUUUUCCAAUAUUUCCCCAGAUAUGCGCCAGCGAUGAUAUUAACACGUGCAAUUUUCCCAUCGGAGCUCGAGCUACUCAUUAUCAAAGCGAUUCGGUUGUGGCUAAGCCAGGCUAUUUCGGACUCACUCUAGACAAUGGUAUCAGCGCUGAUAUGGCUGUUUCUAAGCAUGCUGCUCUUUUCCGGUUUGACUUUUCGGGAAGCACCACCAAUGGCAGUUCGGAUCCUCUAAUUCUGCUUGACUUGACUGAUCUUUGGCAAAGCCGCCAGAAUGCCUCGAUCAGUGUGGACGCUAUUGAAGGAGCUGAUUCGGGAAGAAUUAAAGGGAACGGGACCUUUCUCCCUAGCUUCGGUGCAGGCUCCUAUGUGGCGUACUUUUGUCUGGAUCUGUCCGGAGGAGCCAUCAAAGAUUCUGGAGUCUGGGUCAAUGAUCGAGCCGGAACAGAACCGAAAAAUGUAUACAUUACGCGGGGUUUCAACCUGUUCUAUCUCCAGGGCGGUGGCUUUGUUCGUUUCAAGGAACCCAUAACCGGCCAGAUAUCUGCGCGAAUGGGUAUCAGUUUCAUCAGUACAGACCAAGCAUGCUCAAAUGCGGAGAAAGAGAUCCCUGGUCCUGAAUAUGACUUCGACGGUCUAGUGGAGACUGCACAAGACGUCUGGCGCGAGAAGCUCGCCCCCGUAUCAGUCAAACCUGGCAAUGCCGAUGAGAACUUGUUGACCAGCUUUUGGAGCGCUGUGUAUCGAACCAUGAUCUCGCCGCAGGACUAUAGUGGAGAGAACCCACACUGGCAGUCCUCAGAGCCAUACUUUGACUCGUUUUAUUGUCUCUGGGACAUGUGGCGUGUACAACUCCCGUUCCUCACCAUCGCAGAUCCAAACCAGCAAUCCCGUAUAGUGCGCAGUUUACUCGAUACCUAUAAACACCGAGGCUGGCUUCCUGACUGCAGCAUGAGCACGUGCAAAGGUUGGACUCAGGGUGGGUCAGACGCAGAUAAUGUUCUGGUAGAUGCAUAUGUCAAGAAUCUGACUGGCAUUGACUGGGAGCUUGCCUAUGAGGCCAUCGUCAACGAUGCAGAAAACGAGCCUUUGGAGUGGAGUAUCGAGGGUCGGGGCGGACUAGCAAGCUGGAAACGUUUAAACUAUAUUCCUUACUUAGAUUUCGACCCCAACGGCUUCGGCACCAAUUCGCGAAGUAUCUCAAGGACGCUAGAGUACGCAUAUAACGAUUUCAAUCUGGCGACACUUGCUAAGGGGCUCGGCAAAGAUACGUACGCAAAGUAUCUCGCCCGUGCAACGAAUUGGCAGAAUCUUUUCAAGUCUGACCAAACUUCAUCCAUCGAUGGCACUGAUACCGAAUUCAAGGGCUUUUUCCAGCCGAAGUACCUGAAUGGGACAUGGGGGUUUCAAGACCCCGUUGCUUGCUCUCCAUUAGCUGGCUUCUGCUCGCUGACGUCGAACCCGAGUGAGACGUUUGAGAGUAGUGCUUGGGAAUACAUGUUCUUUGUUCCUCACGAUAUCAGGAAGAUUGUUGAGCUUCUGGGUGGAGAGGAAACGUUUAUAAACAGACUAGACUUUUUCCAUUCAAGUGGAUUGGCCGACAUUGGAAAUGAGCCAGUCUUUCUUACAGUAUACAUGCCUCACUAUGCUGGAAGGCCAGGGCUGAGCGCAAAGAGGGUUCGAGACUAUAUACCAUCGCGCUUUAACGCGUCUCUGCCUGGGCUUCCUGGUAAUGACGACUCCGGGGCUAUGGCCUCCUUCCUCCUCUUCUCGACCAUGGGACUCUUCCCCAAUCCUGGACAGAACGUAUAUCUCAUAUCUCCACCCUUCUUCGAAUCAGUCAGUGUCACCAAUGCGCUGACCAACAAAACCGCGACCAUCAAGAAUGUGAAUUACUCAGCUGGCAACGGUACCACAGGUAGCAAUGUGUGGAUUCAGAAUGCCACAUUCAACGGUGAGCCGUGGACCAAGAGUUGGAUUGGCCACGAGUUUUUUACUGAGGGUGGCCUUCUGGAGUUGACACUUGGGAAUGCAGAAAGCGAAUGGGGUACAAGAGAAGAAGACAGGCCGCCGAGUAUGUCGGUUGGGCAGAUGGAAACUCUGCAAAUGUGA